Messenger RNA from Closterium sp. NIES-65, 1149 nucleotides. The record is from the annotation of a GenBank genome assembly. NCBI's taxonomy places the organism in Eukaryota, Viridiplantae, Streptophyta, Zygnematophyceae, Desmidiales, Closteriaceae.
AUGCCGAUCGCACCGCCAUGCAGCGCAGGAGGAAUCCCCGUACGGACGUGCCACGUGUCGCUCGAGGGGAUGGUCUUUCACGGGUUUCACGGGGUUCUUCCCGAGGAGCGCGUGUUGGGGCAGAAGUUCGUGGUUGACACGUGGAUGUGGCUUGCGGAUUCGCCGCACCAACAUACGUUACAAGAGGAUUCGUUACAAGAACAUCCGUUUGAUUACUCUCACGUCUACAACAUUGUGCGUGCGGAAAUAACUGGCCCCCCUCACCUCCUAUUGGAGAGCCUGGCGUAUUCCGUGGGCCGCCAGCUGCUGCUGACGUGUCCUGAGCUGGCACGCGUGGCUCUCCGCGUCAGCAAGCCACAUGUCGCCUUCACAGGGGUGCUCAAAUCCGUGGGAAUCCAGCUGGAGUGCAAAAGGCAAACACUAAGGGAAGGCGUACAAAUGGGUGACACUGAAGAGAAGAAGGACAGACGAGGAGAGGAGGGGGAGGGGGAGGGAGGGGAAAUGCAGGGGCAGCGGGAUAUUGAGACCCUUUUAAACAAGACAGAAAGAGAAGAGGAGGACGAAAGAGGGGGGAAGCAGGGACAAGGGGAUGCGACGGUGGUGGUGGUGGAAGGAGAGAGUAGUAUGCUGGUGCUGGAAGGACAGGGCGGGGCAGGGGGGGGGCAGGAGCGGCGAGAUGCUGCUGUGGUGGUGGUGGAAGGAGAGAGUAGUAUGCUGGUGCUGGAAGGACUGGUGUUCUAUUGCCAAGGCAGGGGGGGGAGAGGCGAGGGGAAAAAGGGGGGAGAAGGGGGAGAGGGAGGGUUUUCCGGUGCAGGUGUCAAGAAUUCUCGUGCUGGCGUUGAGAGCUGUUAUACACGUGUGGAGGUGGACGUGUGUGCGUGGGUGAACCUGGCUGCUGCAGCGCAGUCAGAUGAGCUUCAAGACUCGGUGGACUAUGGGGAGAUCUACACCAUUGCACGACGGCACGUUGAGAGCCAUCAAUCCCCCCCACUCGCCUCCCUCGCACUCCCCCCUCUCGCCCGCACCAUCGCUAUGACCAUCCGCACAUCCCUGCCCCGCGUGAAGAGAGUGUGGGUGCGCCUGGCCGCUCCUGCUCCCGCCUCCCUGCCUGGGGUGGUUGGUAGCGCUGCAGCACAGGUCACCCUCUAA